AUGGGGUUUGACGAACUGGCUCGAUCGCCUGUUGCGCCUGCUGGUUGCGAUGACGGUAGCAGUGGCAGCCUGCGGGGGGAGGUACCAUCUAGUGUCGGCUCAACUGGUGCACGAGUCGCAACGGACCUCAGCAACGGGAAUCUGGAAGGGUCGCUUCCGUCCGCGCUCUUCACGCUCACGUCGCUUCAACAACUAAAGCUCAACGAAAACUCGUUAGAGGGCUCUCUGCUCGAUGCUAUAGGGAACCUGACCCAACUAACCCUGCUGUCUCUGGGCAGAAACGAGCUGUCAGGACCCAUUCCCGCCCCGCUCUCCAACCUCCAAGCCCUCAAGUACCUGCUAUCCCUGCCUGCUCGCUUCCUUGCAUCCCCUGACUCAAACUCGCACACCCGCCUAACUCUUGUCCCUUUGCCUUGCACCAGCAGCCAUCAAUCUUUCCCAGCGACCGCUGGCAGGCACUCCUUCCUUCCGUCACAGCUGCUCCACUUGCACUACCUUCCUUCCCUCACAGGCACUCCUUCCUUCCCCACAGGCACUCCUUCCUUCCCUCACAGGCACUCCUUCCUUCCCUCACAGGCACUCCUUCCUUCCCUCACAGGCACUCCUUCCUUCCCUCACAGGCACUCCUUCCUUCCCUCACAGGCACUCCCUCCUUCCCGCACAGCUGCUCCACCAACACUGCCUCCCCGCCCCGCUCACACAGCACGGCUCUCCAUCCGUCUGUGCAUCUCCCCCACUUCCAGGGACUUGAGCAUGAAUCGCCUUUCGGGCGACCUGCCGCCAUCACUUUUCAACCUGCCCACUCUUGUCUACUUGGACAUAUCCAAUAACGAGUUCGCUGGUCCCCUCCCUUCGGGUUUCGCUUCCCCCUCCCUCGCCUCUCACCCUCUCGCCACUUUCAACGUCGAAAAAAACUUCUUCACAGGGUCUGCCCGUGCCGAAAUCUCGGCUGGAAAGCUUUCCUUCUGCCCGGAGGACCAGCAGGGAGGGUUCGCAGCAGCGAAUCUGCUCCCUUAUAGCCCGUCUCAGUACGGUUCAGUGCGAGGAAACUGCCUCAACCCGAGAGGAGGGGGGGGGUGCGAGGGGGACGGGAGGCAGCGGAAGCAGGGGGGGUGUUUGGCGUUUUGUGGGCGCCACCGGCCGGGGUUGAGGGACCGGGACUUCAAGGCCGUGCUAGAAACACCCUUUCUCCUCGUAUCGCUUCCCCCCUCCCCCUCAGACGACCCACAGAAGCAGCGCCACCGGCCGGGGUUGAGAGACCGGGACUUCAAGGCCGUGCCGGCAACCACCCCCUCGCGCUUUAACCGCUUCUUCCGCCACGUCAGCCUGGGGUUCAACGGCACUGCUGCCCAACCCUCUUGGGCAUGCAGAGAGGCGGUAGACUGGCGCGGGCUGGUGCUAGUACGAGGGAGGAAUGUGACGGUGGUUCCUCCGGUGAAAGACCAAGGCUUGUGCGUGGUGAGUGAAAGAGGGGAGGUGAGUGGUGAAGGAGGGGAGGUGGGCGAUGAAGGAGGGGAGGUGAGUGCUGCCUGCUGGGCUCUGGUGCCGGUAGCAGCAAUAGAGGCAGCCUAUGCAAUAGCAUACGGCGCCAACCAUCCCAACCUGUCCAGUCAACAAGUGCUGAGCUGUCAGGGCACGUGGCAGUGCACAGGUGGCAUCCCGGCGGACGCGUUCCAGUUUGUGGCUGCUGUGGGAGGGGUAUCGCCGGAGAAAGCAGUGCCGUAUUCGGGAGUGGUGAACGCGAGUGACUGCAAGCUUCUCCCAGCAAGUUCGAAGCCUGCAGCUGCUGCCAAGCGCAACUCACGUGAGUCCAAACCACAACCUGCAGCUGUCAAGCCUACCACCAAACCUCCCACCAAGGCUCUAUCCGCACCUCCCACCGGGCCAGCUUCCGGGCCAUGGAAGCUGCAGAGUAAGAAGGCUGCAGCGCAAGCCACCAAGCCUGCUGCCGGACCUCCUGCCAGGCCUGCCAAAUCACGAACGAGGGGAGUGCGGUCACCUUCCAAACCUGUUGCUGCUGGCAGAGGCCGGCAGGCUAUGGUUCGGGCGGCAGCUGCGCGUGCGGUGCCCACAUCAGCAUCCAUGUCAGCAUCCACGUCAGCAGGCCGAACGCCAGCAGCCUCAACUCCAAUUACGAAGAAUGAAGACGACGACGACAAGCACACGCACUUCUCCCCCUCCCUCUCCUCCCUCUUCUCCCAACUCUUCCACCGGCUCCGAAGACCAACCCAGCCGCCCAAGCUGCCCCCCACCACCUCGGUUCCCCCGUCCUCCUCCCCUCCUCCCCCUGCCUUUCCACCUCAACCGCCCGGCAUCCACCCCCUCUCUGGCCGCUUCUCCAUCUCCAUGUUCGAACAGGUGUCGAUCCCCGGUUGGCUGGGAAUGGUGCUGGCGCUGCAGGCGCAGCCAAUCAUUGCCAACGUGGAGGCGGAUCAACUCUCCUUUAUCAACUACCAGGGGGGCUUCGUUUACGCGGAUCCAGAUUGCUUCGCGAAUGGAGUGGUGAAUCACAUAGUGCUGCUGGUGGGGUACAGCACGGUGGGAGUGACGCCCUACUUUAUCCUCCAAAACACCUGGGGAUCCACCUGGGGCGAGGACGGCUUCAUGCAGAUGGCCAUCGAAGCAGGCAACGGCAUCUGCGGCAUCAACACCACUCCUGCCUUAUACCCAGUGGUGGCAGGCUCGCACCCGUGUCAACCCAUCAACCCGUGUGGCAGCGGCAAGUGCAGCAACCGCGCGGGGAAGAGCAAGUGCACGUGUGCGCCUGGGUUCACCACUGCCAAGAAUAUUGAUGGGUCCGAGACAUGCAUUCCGGUCCACGUGUGCGCCAUGUCAGCAGCCAACCCAUGCCAGGUGGGCACGUGUCUCGAUGACGGGGCGGGCGGCUACAAUUGUCUGUGUCCACCAGGGUUUGUGGCCGAUGAGCGACCCAAUGAAACCCCAGUCUGCGUGCCAGGUGUCACUCCCUCAGAGGUCCACGUGGUGCCAGGGCUGACAUGUGACACUGUGCGGUCGACAUUUGGCAUGUCAGAGGCCAAUUUCACUCUGCUCAAUCCGAAGCUCAACUGCUCCAGCCUUGCAAUUGGAGACGAUAUUUAUGUCAGCGAUGGCACCCUGUGCGCCACUCCCUAUACUGUCACCGCUGAUGACACGUGUGAGAGCAUUGCAGCAGCAUUCAGCAUGACUCGCUCGGAAUUCCUCAAGCUGAACGACGACCUGCCGUGUGGACGGCUAAAGGCGGGGCAACAGGUGUGCAUGGCGCAUGGCACUCCAGAUAUGCCAGCGUGCCAGGAGUUUGUGACUGUAGCGGAGGGCGACAGCUGCGACACUAUAAUGAGGGCUGCACGCCCCCCUCUGAGCGCACAGGAGUUCUACACAUUGAACCCAGGGAUCAACUGCAACGUGGGCGAACAGAUGCUGCUAGGCCAACAG
Closterium sp. NIES-65 is the source of this 3432-nucleotide messenger RNA. The record is from the annotation of a GenBank genome assembly. NCBI's taxonomy places the organism in Eukaryota, Viridiplantae, Streptophyta, Zygnematophyceae, Desmidiales, Closteriaceae.